This is a messenger RNA of Cucumis sativus (cucumber), 2285 nucleotides long. Its product is annotated as fasciclin-like arabinogalactan protein 21. The coding region runs from base 961 to 2052 and encodes 363 amino acids. The transcript has a single exon. NCBI's taxonomy places the organism in Eukaryota, Viridiplantae, Streptophyta, Magnoliopsida, Cucurbitales, Cucurbitaceae. The record is from RefSeq and is a predicted model, not a curated record.
UGAGACUGAUCCUAAUUUCUACUCUUUUUUUUUUUCUUUUUUCUUUUUUCUUACACAAACCUUUAUAUAUAUAUAUAUACAUAAACAUAUUCUUUUGUUUUUUUGGAGGAAAUUUUAGAGAUUGUGGUUGAGUGAUGAGUUCAUAGAGAGAAAAAGAUCCCAAUUUCCAAAUAAAGAGUAUACCUUCUUUUGGACAGAAUAUUGAAGUGAAAUUCUAAACUAUUUGGAGGUCUUGUGAGAAUAUUCUAAUUUGUUUACAUAAAAGCCGUAAAGGUCAAGUUCCAAUUAGUUGUGAAACCUAAAAACGCGGAAGAUUUUAAAUCUUGGAAGUCCAAAGGGCGAAAGCUUCGUUCUUUUUGGAAAAAGUUUUUCUUAGACAAAAUUUUUAUAUUUAAUAUGCGAGAUUGAAAGCAUACGUUUAAUAGCUAUGUUCAAUCCCACUUUAAAAAAAAAAAGAAUAUUUACUUUUAAUACAAAACACGUGUCAAUUACUAUUAUAGUUAGCUUUAUAAACAUUAUAAAUAUAUGUGUUAAAUAGAUGUCUAUUAUCAAGUGUGAAAAUAUGACCAUUUUAUUUGUUAUUCAUCUCUUCCAACGUAACAUUUAAUUAAUGUUCACGUAACCCACCACUUAUUUAUCAUUUUAUGUAUAAAGAGAGGUCUUCAAUGGAUCUUUUAUAAGUACAUGCAACAUCGGUUGAAAUUUCAAAGGUUUUUGUUUUUUUAUACAAAAUUUAUUUAAUAAUUUUGUUAUUUAUUAGGUAUUAUAUUAUAUUUAUGGAAUUUAAUAAGGUUUAAGGCCCAAUUCUUAUUGGGUCUUAUCCACUAAAGAAGUAAUUGGGCUUAGGGCCUCUCUCGAUAUCAAAGCUUCCCACCAAAAAGCAGGUGAAAGAAAUACCAUUCUCCUUCUUCUGCUUCUGAUUUGUGUGCAGAAUUUCAAUUUUGAAUUCAAUCGAUCAAAAUGGCCAAGUGUUCGUUCGAAUGGUGGCAUGCACCCAUCGUCUUCUCCAUCUCUGUUGUUUUAGCCUUCUUCGCCAUUUCCACAGCUCUCCACUCAUCUACUUCCCACUCUCCAACUCCACCCAACAAAUCCAUGGCCGAUGAUCUUUCUUUAAACGCAUCAAGAGCCUUAAGACGAGCCGGUUUCAACACCAUUGCCACACUCCUUCAAGUCUCCCCUGAACAUUUUUUCUCCCCUCAAAACUCCACCAUUUUCGCCAUAAAAGAUUCCGCCAUCUCCAAUACCUCCCUCCCUCCAUGGCUCCUCAAGAAUCUUGUCCAAUACCACACUUCCCCUGUCAAGCUUUCCAUGGCUGACCUGUUAAAGAAGCCUCGAGGGGUCUGUCUCCCGACCCUUCUGAUGCCAAAGAAAAUUGCUAUCACCAAAAUGGAUUCCACUGCUAGAUUGGUUGAGAUCAAUCAUGUUCUUGUCACUGACCCUGAUAUUUUUCUUGGUGGAAAUGUUUCCAUUCAUGGUGUUCUUGGCCCAUUUUCUCCUUUGGAUCCUCUUGAUCUUCGUCAGGGAUGGAGCUUCAUUCAAUCACCGUACUGUGAUACGAAUGCUACCAUGAUUUCAGAUCCUUUUGAAACCAAUAAUGGGGUUGUUGGAGUUGGAGUUGAAGUCGAAUGGAGAAGAAUCAUAAGGUGGCUUAGUGCAAAUGGGUUUAUUUCUUAUGCAAUCGGAUUACAAACCGUUCUUGAAGGGCUUCUUCAAGAUUUCGAAGGAUUGAGAUCGAUUACUGUCUUUGCGCCGCCGAAUUUAUCCUCUGUUGCAUCUCCAUCGCCUGUUCUGAAUCGAGCUGUGAGGCUUCAUAUUGUUCCUCAAAUGGUUACAUACAAAUCCCUCGCUUCGUUGCCGACCAGAACUUCGCUCAAGACGCUCGUCUCCGGCCAAGAUAUCGAGAUCCUCGGAGGAGUUCGUGUUCCGAGAGGAACGGUGAAAGUUAACGGCGUGGAGAUUGUCUCGCCGGAGAUUUUCCGAUCAGAGAACUGUGUAAUCCAUGGAAUUUCCCGGUCGCUUGAGAUCGCCGGUUUACCUCAUUCAUCGAGGUGAGAUCGCUUCAAUUAGUGAAAAUUCAACCCAUCCAUAGAACUAGAACAUCUGUUCUGAUUUGGAACUCAGAAUGUAAUAUACAAAAGAAUUUAAAAGGGAAUUCUGAACCUGCAUUUUCUAUACAAUUAGGAUUUCAUAUUGCACAAUAUCAAAACAAAAAAACAAAAACGAAAAGAAGGAAAUUAAGAAAUCGAAGGAAACAUUGUUGUAUCAAGAAGUUCUUUUCAUUAAAA